This is a messenger RNA of Chanos chanos (milkfish), 4976 nucleotides long. It is a transcript of the gene kif1ca, whose product is annotated as kinesin family member 1C, a. The transcript is spliced from 23 exons. Bases 454 to 3900 code for a protein of 1148 amino acids. Lineage: Eukaryota; Metazoa; Chordata; Actinopteri; Gonorynchiformes; Chanidae. Gene Ontology annotation, biological process: microtubule-based movement. Gene Ontology annotation, molecular function: microtubule binding; microtubule motor activity; ATP binding. The record is from RefSeq and is a predicted model, not a curated record.
CUGCGGGCACCGGCGAAUUUUUUUCCCUAUACUAUUUUUACCUCUUUUUGUUUCGCCGAGCAAAAUUUCUCUGUGAGAAUUACGACCGCGACAACUUUUAAACUCUAAUGAAGUAUUGGUGUCAACUUUCAGACGAAAGGGGAUUAACCGAAAGUUUUUUCGUCACAGUUUGCUAAAGGAAGAGAAGGGAUUCGGGAGACUCCUAUUUUUGGUGACUGUUCCCUCAGAGUCUCGCCCAUGUCUGGGAAAAAGAGCUCGUAACUGUAAGGAGGACAAGUUUCAAUCGGUAUUAACAGGAUUUUGACGCGGGAUAUUUCUCUGGAUACGAAUUUACACCGGUCUGGAAACGUUCAUCCAACUUUCUCCUACUACGCCGCCGUGUGAAGUGACCCAUUGGCCAAUUGUUCUGAGUCAGCCAAACAGGUGUUGAUUGGCUGGAGACAGGUGGCUGCCAUGGCGUCAGCCUCUGUGAAGGUGGCGGUUCGCGUUCGGCCCUUUAAUAAUCGUGAGAUCAGCCGAGGAGCCAAGUGUGUCAUUCAGAUGCAGGACAAAUCAACAAGCAUCACAAAUCCUAAACAGCCCAAAGAUGCCAAGAGUUUCACUUUUGACCACUCGUAUUGGUCCCACAGCCCAACGGACCCCGCGUUUGCGUCUCAGAGACAGGUGUAUCUGGAUAUCGGGGAAGAGAUGUUACUUCACGCUUUUGAGGGCUACAAUGUCUGUAUCUUCGCCUAUGGUCAAACUGGAGCAGGCAAAUCCUACACCAUGAUGGGUAAACAGGAGCCUGGUCAACAGGGCAUCAUUCCUCAGCUGUGUGAAGAUUUGUUCAAACGAACAGCAGAUAACAUCGACCCUGACCUGUCCUUCUCUGUCGAGGUGUCGUACAUGGAGAUUUACUGUGAGCGUGUGCGGGACCUGCUGAACCCAAAGAGCGGGGGACCCCUGAGGGUCAGAGAGCACCCCAUCAUGGGCCCAUACGUGGAAGACCUCUCCAAAAUGGCUGUGACCAACUACAGUGACAUCGCAGACCUCAUGGACUGUGGAAACAAGGCUCGGACUGUUGCUGCCACUAACAUGAAUGAGACGAGUUCUCGUUCCCAUGCAGUCUUCACCAUCCUCUUCACACAGCGGCGUCUCGACCAGAUGACCAACCUCCAAACAGAGAAGGUGAGCAAAAUCAGCCUGGUUGACCUGGCAGGAAGUGAAAGGGCGGACUCUUCCGGGGCAAAGGGCGUGAGGUUGAAGGAGGGAGCAAACAUCAACAAAUCACUGACCACACUGGGUAAAGUCAUCUCUGCCUUGGCCGACAUGCAAAGCAAUAAGAAGAAGAAAUCUGACUUCGUACCCUACAGAGACUCUGUGCUAACCUGGCUGUUGAGAGAGAACUUAGGUGGGAAUUCUCGCACGGCUAUGAUUGCGGCUCUGAGUCCUGCAGAUAUCAACUAUGAGGAGACACUCAGUACUCUCAGGUAUGCAGACCGUGCUAAGCAGAUUCGCUGUAACGCUGUAAUUAAUGAGGAUCCGAAUGCUCGGCUGGUGAGAGAGUUAAAGGAGGAAGUCAACAGACUCAAAGACCUGCUACUGGCCCAGGGACUCAGUGAACUUAUUACUGCUACAGGGUCGAAUGGGAGCCAUCCUGUGUUUGGAGGGGUCACAGGCGUAUCCCAGCAGCCUCCUCUCACCACUGAACAGCCUACACACACCAGUGCACCAGUGGAGGAGCUGACUCAGGGCACCCCCAUCAGUAAAGAGGAAGCAGUGGAGAGACUGCAGGAAACAGAGAAGAUAAUUGCUGAGCUGAAUGAGACUUGGGAGGAGAAGUUGAGGAAGACAGAAACUCUAAGACUGGAGAGAGAGUCUCUGCUUGCUGAGAUGGGUGUGUCCAUCAGAGAAGACGGGGGCACUGUAGGAGUCUUUUCACCUAAAGGAACGCCCCAUUUGGUAAAUCUGAAUGAGGAUCCUCUGAUGUCUGAGUGUUUGCUCUAUUACAUAAAGGAUGGAGUCACCAGGGUCGGUCAGCAGGAUGUGGAUAUUCGUCUGAGUGGCCGGUUUAUUAAAGAACAGCACUGUGUGUUCCGCAGCCAAGUCAGUGAGAAUGGAGAGGUGGUUGUGACUGUGGAGCCAAUGGAAGGUGCAGAGACUUAUGUAAAUGGAAAGCAAAUCACUGAACCUGUUGUUCUCAAACAAGGUAACCGCGUGGUGAUGGGGAAGAAUCAUGUGUUUCGGUUCAACCACCCAGACCAGGCUCGGCAAGAGAGAGAACGCAGUACCACACUGGAACAGCAGGGGGAGCCUGCAGACUGGAGCUAUGCACAGAGAGAGCUGCUGGAGAAACAGGGCAUUGACAUCAAACAAGAGAUGGAGAAAAGGCUGCAGGAUCUGGAGAAUCAGUACCGCAGAGAGAAAGAGGAGGCUGAUCAGCUGCUAGAGCAGCACAGACUGUACGCAGACUCAGACAGUGGCGAUGACUCAGACAAACGUUCCUGUGAGGAGAGCUGGAGACUGAUUUCCUCCCUCAGAGAGAAACUACCCGCCAACAAGGUGCAGACUAUAGUGAAGCGCUGUGGUUUGCCCAGCAGUGGGAAACGCCGUGAGCCUCUGAGAGUCUAUCAGAUCCCUCAGCGCAGACGCAUCAACCUGGACCCCAAACUGCUGACGCUGGAGGAGCUGCGCACCCAGGCGGUGAAGGAGAUCUGCUACGAGGUGGCGCUGAACGACUUCCGCCACACGCGGCAGGAGAUCGAGGCCCUGGCCAUCGUCAGGAUGAAAGAGCUCUGUCGCACCUACGGCCAGCGCGACCCUCAGGAGAGGGAGAGCUGGCGCACGGUGGCCAGGGACGUGUGCAACACCGUGGGCAUUGAGGAGGAGAGAGAGGCGGAGGAGAAAGGAGGAGGGAGGGACGGGGGAAGGGCGGACACGGGCGUGGGCGACCUGAAGGCUCACAUCGAUAAGUUGACCGAUAUUUUGCAGGAGGUGAAGCUACAGAACAACAUGAAGGACGAGGAGAUUCGAUCGCUGAGAGAUCGCAUGAUCAAAAUGGAGAGCAUUUUACCCUCAGGAGCACAGUCUGAGAGUGACUCUAUGUCAGGAGUGGGUGGAGAGGAACAGGUGAACCGCCAGACUGAAGACUAUUCUGGGUACAGACGGGGUCGUCACCGCUGGCCACACCAGGAGCAGUAUCACGACCCCAAACGUCGCCGUGGUGCCUCUGGAGCCCCUCCUGCCCCACUCUACACCCCUCCCACAGGAGGACGCAGUCAGAACAACCCUUUCGCGACCAGAACGGGAUUUAACCAAAGUCCCGCCUUCAACCCCGGGGGCCGCAACCCAAACGGGCCUUAUUUACCCGGGACGGGCCGAUUUAUACCCCCACUGGAGCGUAAGCUGCAGUUCCCCUUCAAGAAUAACCCCCAGCAUCGAGCUUUCGUCUGGGGACCCUCUUCCCCUCACGGUCAGACCCCCAAAGCAGAGGAGGAGGAGGAUGGCUUCAGACCAAGUUUAACGGACUCUGGUCACAACCAGUCCGGUCUGGGCUCGGUGCACACAUUCCAGUCCUCUCCUCCCACGCAAAGAGGCCACUGGGCCCAGAAUCACCAGCAUCACCAGAACCAGCAGCAACAGAGGCGUAACCGCGGAAACAGAGGCCACGGAAACCAACGCCACCGGCAGCGGAGGGGCCGCAACCCGUUUGACGGAUAUGUUGACGUGGACAGAAGCGGCGGCAGUCAGAACCAGCAUGGGCCCCAGGCGCGGUACAGCUGGCACAACCCGAACCCAGGCCCUGGCACGGGCCAGCUGGACCAGCACGGGUCACAGCACAACCACAGACAACCCACAGAGAAGACCAGCCCCAAAGCUCCUCCCCACCAGGUGGAGCAGAGCACUCCCAUGGAGACCUGAUUGGCUCAGCUGUGGGAGGGGGCGGUGCAAAAGUCAUUUAAGAGCCUUCCACUGGAAACUGCUGAGGGGGUUGUACUGAUGGGAAUAUUCUCAUGGGGAAUGUCUUUGUCCCAGGAAGUUGCUCUCAUGCACACACACACACACACACACACACACACUUGUUUUCUCCGUCACUUGUAGCUCUGUGUCCUCCCAUGGUGCCGUAGCGUGAGCGGUAAGAGCAGUCUUUGGGCUGAAAGCAAUUUGAAGUUAUAUUGGGGGGAAAAACCGUUCCCCUGAUGGAGAUAUUGAAGUGACAUGAAAAUCGUUUUAGUGCAAUUUCACACCACAUGGGGGUUUGCUCCACAACUACCAUCAUGUUUGUAAUGCUUCUGGGAAAACAAAACAAAACAAAACAAAAACAGUGAUAAAAAAAGAGUCAGUGAUAUGAAUGAAAUCUGUCUGUAGCUUCCAAAGCUACAGUAACUAUGCAAUUCCAAAAACGUUCUUGACCCAGCUCAUACUCUCAACUGCCGCAGAGCUGUCUGUACAGCAGUGACGCUCUGUGAGGUCAGGAUUAUGCAAACCUACAGACAAACUGUACCGGAGUCAGAUAUGCAUGGACGCAAAGUGCUGUGUGUAAAUCGGAAUUAUUUUGUACAUGGGUAAAAAUGGCACAGUCUGACUCCAUCAGGCUUUACCACGCACAGAUAUUUCAGAUGAAUACUUUGAGCUGUGUUUGGUCUGGUGCUUUUGUAUAUUUUGGGAUGUGUGAGUUGAACGUUUACGUGCCUAACGCUGCUGUGUGUUACAGAAGUGCCUGUUUCUGAACACGCCUAAGAGUAAGCCAAAGACUGUACCCUAAACAUAACCAGACCCCCUCACAGACUGUACCCUAAACAUAACCCGCUCCCCUCAAUACCCACAGACUGUCCCCUAAACAUAACCAGGCCCCCUCAAUACCCACAGACUGUACCCUAAACAUAACCAGACCCCCUCACCCCUCACAGACUGUACCCUAAACAUAACCAGGCCCCCUCAAUACCCACAGACUGUACCCUAAACAUAACCCACUCCCCUCAAUACCCCCCACAGAC